Tyto alba (common barn owl) is the source of this 1808-nucleotide messenger RNA. Its product is annotated as apoptosis regulator BAX-like. Gene Ontology annotation, cellular component: mitochondrial outer membrane. Gene Ontology annotation, molecular function: protein heterodimerization activity; channel activity; protein homodimerization activity. Gene Ontology annotation, biological process: extrinsic apoptotic signaling pathway in absence of ligand; mitochondrial fusion; positive regulation of apoptotic process. The transcript has 6 exons. Bases 93 to 830 code for a protein of 245 amino acids. Lineage: Eukaryota; Metazoa; Chordata; Aves; Strigiformes; Tytonidae. The record is from RefSeq and is a predicted model, not a curated record.
GAUGGCGGCGGCCGUGCUGCCCAUCCCCCUCACGGCCCUGCGCCCGGCGCCCCACGACCCCCCGGCACCGCAGGACCGGCGGGGGGGGGAGGAUGAGGAGGAGGAGGAGGAAGAGGAGGAUGGGGAGAGUGCGGCCGACCCGGCCCCCGCCAUCACCCCCCGGGUCCCGCCUCCUCUCUGCCCAGCUGAGCGGGAAGGCGCCCCAUUGGAGGACGGCGAGGAGCUCUGCUUCCCGAUUGGCCACACUGCUUGAGGCGGGAGAGGCGUCCAUUGGUGGUGCCUCGUCAGACCAGAUCAUGCGGACCGGGGCGAUCCUGCUGCGUGGGUUCAUCCGGGACCGCGUGGAGCGCUGCGGGGACGCUCAGGCGGUGGCCCUGAGCCAGGCGGAGCUGGGGGGCCCGCAGCCCAGCAGCCCCGACACCAAACGCCUCAGCGAGUGCCUGCGCCGCAUCGGGGACGAGCUCGACAGCAACACGGAGCUGCAGAGGAUGAUCGAGCAAGUGGGGUGCCAUGCCCCCAAGGAGCUCUUCUUCCGCGUGGCUGCGGAGAUGUUUGCCGAUGGCACCUUCAACUGGGGACGGGUCGUUGCCCUCUUCUACUUCGCCUGCAAACUGGUGCUGAAGGCGCUCUGCACCAAGGUCCCGGAGCUGGUUCGGACCAUCCUGAGCUGGACCAUGGAGUACAUGCGGGAGCACGUCCUGGCCUGGAUCCAGGCUCAGGGAGGAUGGGAAGGGCUCCUCUCCUAUUUCGGCACCCCGACCUGGCAGACUAUCACCAUCUUCGCUGCCGGCGUCCUCACAGCCUCACUCACCAUCUGGAAGAUGUCGUAGACUUGGGGAAGGGGGGGCUGCAGCCUACCCCCCCGCCCCCCCAGGACUGGCCCCUGCGGGCAGGGAUGGUGCUGCCUGACCCCCCCUCCGCCCCCUUGGGUGCUGUGCCUUCCAGGAGAGGGGGCGCUUUUUAACAAACUGGACUUUGUUAGGACUUGUUCUAAACUUCAUGAGGCUGAGCUGGGGGGACCCUCCCUCCCCCAGGGCAGCUGUGGCCCCCCAGACCUCCCCCUGACAGUGGGCGAAUGCCCGGGGGCCUCAGCUGGGAUGCUGCUGUGUCACCCUGCUGGAUUUGGGGAGGGGGUGUGUGUGUGUGUGUGUGUGUGUGCGCGCACACAGCUUCACUCUUCUCACCUCCCCCCCCAGUCCCAGUGCUGGGGUCCCCCCGAUGCCCGGGAACGGGUGGUUGUGACCCCCCAGCACAGCCCUGGCCUCGGAGCGGUUUGACCGCAGGACUUGUGGUGCUUUAUGUGGGGUCCUGCGAUCCCAGCCCUGCCUCCCCCACACGGGGGGGGGGGGGGGCGGGGCUCUGUGACCCCCCAAAAUGGGGUUGUUGGGCAUGGGGUGGGGAGGGCUGCGGUCACGGCUGCAGGUCGGGUAUUUAUUGGGGGCGCCCUGCCCUGAGAAAGGCCCCCCCCCAGGUGCAAUACCCCCCUCCCGGGGUGGUGGCCCCCACCCUGGCAGUGGCUCCCAGGGUGGGGGGGGCUGUACCCCCUGUUUACACCCCUUCCUUUGCAAUCACUGUCCCCAAGGAGCUGCCCCAAGGUGGGGGCAGAGUGACCUACCCUACUUGGUGCUUUUGGGGGCAAUGUCAUGAAAUGAUGAUGUCAUGGGGGGGGGAGCCCUGCCUUCCCCCUGGUUUUCUUUUGAUUUUUUUUUUUUUUUCCCCCUUUCUUUUUUUGUACCUUGUUUUGUAUCUUGGGUAUUUUGAUGUUGAAAUAAAGGGGAAACGGAGCCAUGUGGUGCUUCGUGUUGGGC